UUUUGGAUUUUUCAUCGUUCAUUGUCUUUGAAUCACUGUUUUGAACACUUCGUGCAUUGGCUUCUAUGCCAUUUCGGUUUUCUCUUUUUCCUUUACCUUUUACACGCUUCGUUUUGUUUUUUUUUUUGGGAUCCAGCAUUUGCGCGUCUGUGUAGAUAAAUUGUUUUCGUGACUUCCCUUGUUGUAAAGAAGAAGAAAAAAACAAAGAAAAACACGAAUCUCGAAAGUAUUUCUAAAAAAGUUCGGGUUCAAACGUUGAUUUUUAUUGCAGAGAAUUUACUGAACGUGGUGAAUUAAACUAAACCUCUUAAAAAAAUAUCAGCAUAAAAAAACAUAUUCAUUUUUCCUUCCCUCCCUCCAUCUAUCUCCCAAAACUAUUAUUUAAUUUCGGAUACGUUAUUUAGCGUGAAUUCGAUCUUCCUUAAACUGUUUCUUUCCUGUUCGUCUUGCAUUUGCAUUAGAUUUGCAUUCUAAAAUCGUCGAGUGUUUUCUUGGGUUUUCACUUUUUAUUUCCCUUCCAAGGUCUCCCUUUUUGUAUCUAUUUCCUUCCCACACACAAACACUUUGUGAUUUACUAAAACGUGCAUUAUUUUUCUUUAUUUUUUAUUUUUGAUUCUAUUCGCCAUGCGCUCUAAUUCCAUUUUCUACAAGGAAAUCGACAGUCCAGUUGUCAAGAGAAAUAAUGUUGUAGCACGCCCACCAUCCAACGGAUCUUCUUCCUCCAAUUCAAAUUCGGAUUCUUCUUCUCCAAAAACAAAGAAAAAGGGGUUUUUGCGUUCUUUGUUUUCAAGUAGUUCCAACAACCACCAGCAAAAUGACAAAGGUCUUUGUUCUACCCUUCAUCGGAUAUGGAUUGAGUAUUACGAAGUUUGUCUUCGUAAAGACGAUGUCGACCACUUUAACCCGGGUUACUGGAUUCUCGACACAAACAUCGAUUUCUACUAUGAAAUUCUUGUCCGUCAGGUUCUUUUAAAACAAUCUCCCGAAAAUCGCGGCCAAAUAUAUCUUCUUCGUCCUGCCAUGGUCUUUUUCCUCGCUCAGGCUCCCGAUCCCGCUGAUAUCGUCUCCGCCCUUCCACCCGCCAUGUUCAAUGCCAAAUUCAUCUUUUUACCUAUUAAUGACACAAAUGAAUGCGGCAUUGAAAGUGGCUCCCACUGGAGUUUGUUGGUCAUUUCCGUUGAGAAGGGUCUAGGUUGGUAUUACGAUUCCAUGUCCAAUGGCAAUACAAAUGAUUGUAAUCUCGCCCUCAAAAACCUCGGUAUCCUCUUUAAUAGAGAAUUCCGCAUUCGACAUAUGAAGACCCCUCAACAAAUCAACCAUUGUGAUUGUGGCUUACAUGUAUGUGAAAAUACUCGAAUUCUCAUGUAUCGACUCUUGCAGAAGCCUUACAUCCCCCGUGUGGACAUGAGCAUCGAAAAUACUAGGGUAGACAGUCAUCGUAUUCGGAAGAACAUGAUGCAAAUUAUCACUGGUCUCAUUACAGAGUACGGAUCAAAAAUCCCCAAUUCUCCAGAUUUCGUUCCUGAUCCCGAAAAGGAUAGCAGGAUAUUUUCACGAAUAUUUGAUACUGUGCUUUAUGAUGAUGAUUUCUCUCAAAACUUGCUCUCCCCGCCCUCGACCGAAGUUCCAAACCACAAGCCCAGAAGUGCCAAUGGCGUUCCAGUGAACAAUCACCUCUUUGAUACGACUACUCCGAUGGUUGAAAGAGCGGAAACAUUACCUCAUGCGAAUCAUUCCAUCGAGAUUCACUAAUCUUUUGUCUUGGCUUUUCUUCAUUCACUUCUUCCGUCCUUGCUCGUUAAGACAGAAGGAAUAUCAUAUCUUUUAUGAAGAUUUCCAAAACGCCAUGGCGUCUUUAUUUAAAAUCCUUUUUACGUUCAAUGCUUGAUUUCUUGCUCAUAAUCAAGGGGUAAUAGAAAAAGUGUCUUCUUUUCUUUUUUUUUUUUUUUACUCUGCAAGUAACUGCUUAGUUAUGCGCGUCUGGUCUUUAGACUACAAUUAGCUAUAAAGAGAAAGCAGCUAAUUUUUUGAGAUGAAGAAAAACUUAUGAGUUUCCAUCGCACCUGUUUUUAUCAUCAUGUUCUUAUUUUCUAUUGUUCAGUGAUUUGUUAAUUACGCUGGUCAAUCCAGUCGCUCGUUUAUUUGAAUGUUUGCCGUUUUGCCGUUAUUUAUGAAUGGAAUUGAUAGGACAUCUUAGUUUGUUUACAUCCUGUCUUCCUAUGUUCAUGAAGACAACUUUCCUUUUAAUUUUCAAUUAUAUUUAUUUAUUGUGGACUACAUAUAUAUAUAUAUUUUGUUUUGUAACGACGUAAAA
This is a messenger RNA of Schizosaccharomyces octosporus yFS286, 2314 nucleotides long. RefSeq names its product NEDD8 protease Nep2. The record is from RefSeq and is a predicted model, not a curated record. Bases 625 to 1752 code for a protein of 375 amino acids. Gene Ontology annotation, biological process: proteolysis. The transcript has a single exon. NCBI's taxonomy places the organism in Eukaryota, Fungi, Ascomycota, Schizosaccharomycetes, Schizosaccharomycetales, Schizosaccharomycetaceae. Gene Ontology annotation, molecular function: deNEDDylase activity; cysteine-type peptidase activity.